Molecule: messenger RNA, 2687 nt
Organism: Rosa rugosa (rugosa rose)
Lineage: Eukaryota; Viridiplantae; Streptophyta; Magnoliopsida; Rosales; Rosaceae
Product: casein kinase 1-like protein HD16
Exons: 16
Coding region: 254-2419 (721 amino acids)
Biological process (GO): endocytosis; signal transduction; peptidyl-serine phosphorylation
Cellular component (GO): cytoplasm; nucleus
Molecular function (GO): protein serine/threonine kinase activity; ATP binding
Source: RefSeq, a predicted model, not a curated record
CGCGCCUAUCUAUCCUUCUCUCUCUCUCUCUCUCUCUCUCUCCCCCCACCAAACCCUAACCCCCAAAUUUCCAAUCUUCCACCAAACAAACCCUAAUUCCCUCCCAUCGACCCCCAAUCUGGCUCAAUUGACCUCCGAUUCGACCGAUUCCGUUCGAUUUCAGCCAUGUUCAUGACUCUCAAAGCUUCGCGGCUGUAAAUAUAAUGAUCGAGUCGUUGAAGCACCGUGAAAAUUCAUUUUAUGGGUUUGAGCAAUGCCGGAGCUUCGAAAAGGUGUCCGCCGAGGUCGUGCUAGGGUAGCUCACAAGCCGUCGGACCCCCCGCCGCCGCCGCCUCCGUCUCGAAGGACGCGUGCCACGGUCGCGAGGCAGGUAGCUGAGGCUGUGGUCAGGCCGAGGACGAGGUUGGCUGUGAAAAAGCUGAAGGAGGAGGAGGUGCUGCCGGAGCCGGAGAAGGAGAAGGAGAAGGAGAAGGACCGCGUGAUUGUGAUUUCGGAGAAGGAAGACUCCGAUUCGGAGGGUGAAAGGGACGAAGAAGAAGAAGUAGAAGAAGAAGAAGAGGAGGAGGAGGAGGAGGAGGAAGAAGAAGAAGAAGAGAACAAAGCUGUGAUGGCUGACGAUAGUGGUGGCUUGAGUGCUAACAAGGCUGCUGGGCAAGAAGAAGAGGGCAGUACGGCGCCCUUUCCUGAAAAGGUUCAAGUAGGAGGAUCGCCGCAAUAUAAGGUGGAAAGGAAGCUUGGCAAAGGUGGCUUUGGUCAGGUGUUCGUUGGUCGUCGCGUUACCGGUGGAGUUGACCGAACAAGUGGUCCUGGUGCUAUCGAGGUAGCACUGAAAUUCGAGCACAGAAAUAGUAAAGGCUGCAGCUAUGGUCCUCCAUAUGAGUGGCAAGUUUACAACACUCUUGGUGGUAGUCAUGGAGUUCCCAGAGUACAUUAUAAAGGAAAGCAAGGGGACUAUUAUGUAAUGGUUAUGGACAUGCUAGGACCCAGUUUAUGGGAUGUAUGGAACACUUCAGGGCAAGCGAUGUCUGCAGAAAUGGUAGCCUGUAUAGCUGUCGAGUCUUUAUCGAUUCUGGAGAAGAUGCACUCUAGAGGGUAUGUGCAUGGAGAUGUAAAGCCAGAGAACUUUCUGCUUGGUCAGCCAUCUACCGCUCAAGAGAAGAAAUUGUAUCUUGUUGACCUUGGUUUAGCAACAAAGUGGAAAGAUAGCUCAAGUGGGCUUCAUGUUGAAUAUGAUCAACGUCCUGAUAUGUUUAGAGGAACUGUUCGAUAUGCUAGUGUUCAUGCUCACUUGGGAAGAACUGCUAGUAGACGAGAUGACCUCGAAUCACUUGCUUAUACACUUAUUUUUCUCCAUCGAGGAAGGUUGCCAUGGCAGGGGUAUCAGGGUGAUAACAAAUCUUUCCUAGUUUGUAAAAAGAAGAUGGCGACAUCACCUGAAAUGCUGUGCUGUUUCUGCCCCGCAGCUCUAAGGCAAUUUCUUGAGAUCGUUGUGAACAUGAAAUUUGAUGAAGAGCCUAACUAUUCCAAAUUAAUAUCACUGUUUGAGGGAUUGAUAGGAACAAAUCCUGCUGUAAGGCCAUUAAAAAUUGAUGGUGCUCAGAAGAUUAUUAGCCAGGUUGGCCAGAAACGGGGUAGAUUGAAUAUUGAGGAAGAUGAUGAUGGGCAGCCAAGGAAGAAGGUUCGGCUAGGAGUACCUGCUACACAAUGGAUUUCAAUUUACAAUGCUCGGAUGCCAAUGAAACAAAGGUAUCAUUACAACGUCGCUGAUGCAAGGUUGGCACAACAUGUGGAGAGAGGAAUUGCAGAUGGCCUGCUUAUAAGUUGCGUGUCUUCGUGUUCUAAUCUCUGGGCACUUAUUAUGGAUGCUGGAACGGGUUUUUCAAACCAAGUUUAUGAGCUUUCUCCCUUCUUCUUGCACAAGGAAUGGAUCAUGGAACAAUGGGAAAAGAAUUAUUACAUUAGUUCUAUUGCUGGUGCUAACAAUGGGAGUUCCCUUGUGGUGAUGUCCAAAGGAACCCAGUAUACUCAACAGUCUUACAAAGUGAGCGAUUCUUUCCCCUUCAAGUGGAUAAACAAAAAGUGGAGGGAAGGUUUUCAUGUAACUUCAAUGGCAACUGCUGGGAGCCGGUGGGGUGUUGUAAUGUCUCGGAAUGCUGGCUUCAGUGAUCAGGUUGUGGAGCUUGAUUUUCUCUAUCCAAGUGAAGGCAUCCACAGGCGUUGGGAUAAUGGUUUCCGGAUAACAUCUACAGCUGCAACCUGGGAUCAAGCGGCUCUUAUCUUGAGUGUUCCCAAGCGCAAACCUGGUGAUGAAACACAGGAGACCCUGCGUACAUCACAAUUUCCUAGCACACAUGUCAAGGAAAAAUGGGCAAAGAAUCUGUAUCUUGCUUGUUUGUGCUAUGGACGUACCGUAUCUUAACUCCGAUCAAUUGCAUGGAGUUUGUAAGUCGGAAAUGACGUCAAUGUCAUUUCUUUUUGGUCCCCGGGGUCAAUAUUGUCUGUAAGAAAAUUUGUUGUAGGAGAGGAGUUUGCUGCAGGAGCAGUGACUCUGUUGUACCAUAAGUGUAAGCCGUAUUAGUGGCCUUUUUUAAUUUGAGAUCUUACUCCCCAGUAAUUAGACUACAGUCAACUAUGCUCCCCAGUAAUUAUAGACUACAGUCAACUAUGCUUUUAGUGCCUUUUCCUCA